Messenger RNA from Lichtheimia ornata, 645 nucleotides. RefSeq lists its product as uncharacterized. Gene Ontology annotation, cellular component: nucleolus. The record is from RefSeq and is a predicted model, not a curated record. NCBI's taxonomy places the organism in Eukaryota, Fungi, Mucoromycota, Mucoromycetes, Mucorales, Lichtheimiaceae. The transcript is spliced from 4 exons. The coding region runs from base 1 to 645 and encodes 214 amino acids. Gene Ontology annotation, biological process: ribosomal large subunit biogenesis.
AUGGCAACUCCACGAAAACGACGCACACAACGAUCCGGCAAGAAAUUGACUCGGAGGACAGCUGACAAGCACAAGAACUACAAGAUCAAGGGCAAUGCUAUUAUUAAAGCCAACUGGGACAAGAAGCAGACUCUUAUGCAAAAUUACCGACGACUUGGUCUGUUAACAUCUCUCAAUCGCACAGCUGGUGGACGAGAAGUAGCCAACCCCGAUACCAACCCUGCUGCUGAAGAAGCAAUGGAGGAAGAUCAAGAACCACGUGAAUUACAGGAUGAUGAUAUUGAAGAGCUGAAAAAGACAUUGAAGCCUGGUGAAGGUCUUAUCCAACGUGAUGACGAAGGCAACGUUAUUCGUGUUAUUGUGGGUGAGGCCAAAUCACACAAUGAUAUUCUUGAUGCGGAGCCAGCACCCGUGGAAGCAAAAACAGAUGUUGUUCGAGCACUCGAGGAACAAGCCAAAAAUGGUGUCAAGAAUAUCAAGUAUCAAUCUGAAUACCAGCAGAGUUGGAUUGAGCAAUUGAUUGAGAAGCACGGUGAUGAUUAUCAAGCCAUGUUUUGGGAUAAGGAGCUCAAUGUCAUGCAAUUGACUGAAGGCCAACUUCGGAAAAAGAUCAAGCAAUAUCUAAAGGAGCAUCAGCAGAAGUAG